UUUUCAAGUGUGACCGUCUAUUAUAAAGUUUAAAUAUCUCUGUUGUCACGGCUUUAUGCUCAUACUUGAUACAUACAAAAACACUUCCGUGUAAGUUUACAUUUUAGGGAUCUUAAACCAGGAAUAUUAAAACAUCAGUAUCACGGGAAUUAUAUACCAGUUUUAGUAACAGGAAUUAAAUGUCAGUGUAACUGAAAACAACGACAAAAACAAUCAUCUUACUCGAGAGAGGGUAAUGUGGCAGACAAUGACUCAGUUUUUGCCAGCCGAUACCUCAUGUGCUGUAACAGGAUCAGACCGGAUGAUCCAGAACCAAUUGCAGUUGGUCAAUGAAGUUAAAGAGAUUGCCCAUCGCCUGGAUAUUCUCGAGAGUGAACAACAAACGCUGAUCAAAGGCCAGGAGUACAUCGUGAGAACACUUAAUCAAGUCCUGAAGAAACUUACUGAUAAAAGCACAACAACGAAGAAACCUCCGGCACAGAAACUGUCAAAUACAAAACAUAAAACACCAUCGACGAAUGAUGUAUCAAAAUUGCUGCAUUUACCACAAGCGCUUCAGAAGAACAUCAAUAAAUUCACAGAAAAUGUUCUAUUCAACCCUACAAACAUUCCUGAUGAGCUGAUAUCUUCAGAAUGUUUGAGUGAAGAUGAAUGUAGUACUAUUGCUGCAAAGUCGAGCUAUAAAGAUCAAGUUCGACUCCUGAUCCGUAAAAUAAAAGCACGUGGUCCUCACGUUAUCGAAAAAUUCCUUGAAAUUGUGGGAAAGGACCAUCCCGACUUGCCACAAGAAGUAAACAAGUCUCUUGAAGUCAUUGUAAAUGCAAGUAAACAAAAACCAGUCUGUGUUAUUUGUGUUAUGAGAUCUGCUGUAGAUUUGAAAGAUGUUGGCGACGAGCUUUGGAAAGCAGAAAUUAUAUCAGACGAUGUCUAUGAAGAUAUUAUGGAAUGUGAAAGUAUUCAUCGAAAUAAGGCUAUUUUAUGGGACAAUAUCAUUAACUCUAUCAAUAACUCUGAACAGCCAAACCAAGCUUUAGACAUUCUGGUCGGUGCGCUGGAAUCAAAAUAUAGAUAUAUAGUGGAGUAUUUAAGGGAAACACCAGAAAGACCGUCAUUGAGUUGUUCGUGUUGUAGAAGACGUAGGGUACGCCCAAGGCCAAAUAUGUCUGAAUUCGGCAGUCAAACUGAUUUAAGUACCACAUCAGAAAUACCCAGAACAAAGCUCCCCAAAACUGUAUACAUGGAAGGAGAGUACACGUCCGAAGAGAGUCGGUCAGUGUCACUGUGUAGUUCCCAGGAAGUGCUUAGCGGUUCCUUCAGGGGAAUCUCUUUUGAUUUACUUGACAGGUAUGACAGCAUAGGCAGUAAUUCAGACAGAGUGUUUUCGAAGAGCUCGGAAAUACAAGAUUCCACGGUAUCUAGUACUACCGACAAUAUCAGCAAUAGAGCAAAAGAUCGUAACAGACAUUCCUCUGGUCAUUUUGUACCGCACGACCAUAGCCAUGACGUAAUGGAUAAUAAUGAACUAAAUCGUAGUAUUCCGUUAAUUUCUGAACCACCUGGAAGCUUACAGGAUAGAACUGUUUACAACAUUGGUGAACGACCAGAACUGAAGCAAAGUAUCAGCAUGCAUAGCAACGUAACAGUCUGUGCAAGUCAUUCCACGAGUUCAGCAGAUGCCACACAUGGUCUGUCGUCGGGCGAAAACCAAAAUAAUCGCUCGUCCCAGUCAACAGACGGUGUCAGUCCAGACGGGGUUCAAGGUCAAAGUGAUAAGCUAGAAUUUCCUAAAGACGUUGAGAACGAAUCAACAAAAGAAACAGCAAAAGAAAGCGACGACGAAGGCCCAUUAUAUUUAAGACAGAAAGCGUACAGAAGACGAAGACAAAAGUCAUCCAGUGAUAAUGUGCCAGAUGAUGAUGAGGACGAUGAUAACUACAUAACAUCUCAAACAUAUGUAGACCGUGCAAGACAGUGGCGUUAUCAUCGGAAACGAUUCGCGAGACAGAGAAGUGUCCCACACGGGGAGAUUACACUGAUCACUAACCCGCGACCUCAACCAGACCAAACAGCGUCCAACGUUGGUGUAAGAACGCAAGAAUCUAGAAAGAGCAAACAAAGUAUGAAACGUGAGUUACGCCGUCAACGGUCUCAGGGUAAGGCUGAAUUUGAAAACCAGGUUGGCAUAAAUGUAACAAGUUUGCCUGAUUUGGAAGACAAAGGAAUGAAGAAACCGUUUAAUCCUUUAUGGGGCAAAGACUUCACACAACCAAAAUUGACUCCGAAGUGGGACCACAAUCAAGCGAAGCGCUACUGGCAGAUGUCACAACUUUAUGCAACUUCAGCUAGAGCUGAAAGGGUCAAGUCAGACACGGAUCUCAGGACUGAAGAACUGAGUGAUACAAUGGCGUUUAGUGAUUUUACAGCUUGACAGUAAACUUAUAAUAUUUGAAUGAACUGUUCAAAACACUGCUUAUGUGAUAACUUCAUAGGAUGUGAAAAGUUUGCUCUACAUUAUUGAAUGAAAUAAUAAAAUCUGGCUAUCCAA
Molecule: messenger RNA, 2545 nt
Organism: Mercenaria mercenaria
Lineage: Eukaryota; Metazoa; Mollusca; Bivalvia; Venerida; Veneridae
Exons: 4
Coding region: 236-2428 (730 amino acids)
Biological process (GO): regulation of apoptotic process
Source: RefSeq, a predicted model, not a curated record